Messenger RNA from Hyalella azteca, 1914 nucleotides. RefSeq names its product L-galactose dehydrogenase. Lineage: Eukaryota; Metazoa; Arthropoda; Malacostraca; Amphipoda; Hyalellidae. The record is from RefSeq and is a predicted model, not a curated record. Gene Ontology annotation, molecular function: L-galactose dehydrogenase activity. The transcript is spliced from 7 exons. Gene Ontology annotation, cellular component: cytosol. The coding region runs from base 211 to 1314 and encodes 367 amino acids.
UCGCAUAAUUAUUUCAACAAACUUGAAUUGCCAUGGUUCAUAAAUGAGUUUUACUUUUUUUUCAUAUCGCUUGAUGUAUUUGUUGAAGGAUAAUAAUAUAGUGCAGGUGAUAAUUCAUGACAGAUGUACGAUUCUAAUCGAUUUCACCUGUCCGAAAUUUGAUUUACCACUUGAGACGAUUCCUUUUGUUCUCAUUUUCGUUCGAUAAAAAUGGUGGAUUUACCAACAUAUGUGGAAGGCUUCCACAACGUGGAUAGACUGAAGAAACUUCGUUACAACAAAUUUGGAAAAACAGACAUGGUAGUAAGCCACAUCGGGCUGGGAGGUUGCUCGGCUGGUGGAGAGUACGGCCCCGUGGACGAGGCUGUCAGCGUGCAAACCAUCGUCGAGGCCGUCAGAAACGGAGUCAAUUUCCUGGACACUUCCCCGGCUUAUGGUUGCGGCAGAGGGGAGGAAGUCUUUGCUAAGGCUCUGAAGCAGAUCCCUAGAAAGGCGUACUACAUUUGCACCAAAGUCGGUCGCUAUAAAACCACCUGGUAUGAAAAGUUCGACUUCUCAGCCGAGAAAACUUUGGAAAGCAUCGAUGAAAGUCUGCAACGACUUGGGAUUGAUUACGUGGACCUACUUUUGAUAAACGAUUUAGAAUUUGCAGUCGAUACUCAACAGAUUGUGAAGGAAACGCUUCCAGCUCUGAAUCAAAUUAUCAAACGAGGCAAAGCCAGAUACAUUGGAGUGAGCGGCUACCCGUUAUCAACCCUAAAGCGCGUGGUUGAGUUGACUAACGUACACGUGGAUGUGGUGUUGUCGCACUGCCGCUGCACUCUGCUUGACACAGAGCUGCUCAACUAUGUUCCUUUCUUCCAAAGCAAGGGAGUUGGGAUCAUCAAUUCGUCGGUGACGGCCAUGCGGCUGCUGUCGAGCUCUGGUCCGCCCCAGUGGCACCCAGCGUCCUCACAGCUCAGGAACAUCUGUUGUCAGGCCGCCAAGCUGUCUAAGAGUCGAGGAGUUGAAUUGGCAGGGCUGGCGGCACAGUUCAGCGUCAUGAGUCCUGGCGUUGACAUUCACAUCCUGGGCUGCGACAACAUCGAGAUUUUCGCAGAAAUUUUCGAGUUGGUGACCGAACCUCCCUCAGACGAGCGACAGAAACUCAUGCAGGAGGUGCAGGAUUUGUUGAAGACUGUGCGGGUUCGUAACUGGGAGGGAGGUGAGAUCAGCGACUACCUGAACGCUCUUGCGCUGUCCAGCAGGCCUUCCGAUGCGGUGCGACGGUACAGCGGCAACUUCCAAAUAGUGCAUGGCCAAAAAUCUGCAUAAUGCUCGCCAGAUUUAGUUGCAAGGGUAACAUUUUCAAGCCACUUGGCUGUUUUUUCAUUUUUCAAGCCCUAUUCACAUUUUCAAGCCACUUGGCUGUUUCGUAUUGCCACUUGGCAAUACGAAAUGCAGCCAUUGUGCUGGAAAUAAGUUGUUAUUUAUUGAAUUAACGUAUUGAUAGAAAGCUGCGUAGAUUUGUAACUAAUUUUUGUUAUAAAGAAAAGUAUUGUAAUGAGCUAGAUUUGAUACAAAUUUUGAUGACAAUAAGGUAACGGAAAUGUAAACGUUUUAGCUCGGUUAAAGUCAAACUUGGAUCAACGGUUUUUCCGGUGCCCUCCUUUGAACUCGAGACUGGGUAAAUGGGCGAAUAAGUUCCUAGGCUAUGUUAACUCGACAGUAUGAGAAAUGUUCUGCAAGAACUAAAUCUGAUAAUUUUAAGAGAUCCCUAAAAAAGUACUUCUAUAUGAAGUUGUAUUACCGUCGUCUAAUACUGCUAGUCAUACAGACUUUUGUGUCAUUUUACUUAGAAAUAUUUGCUCAAACAUGUCUACAAGCUUUAUAGAUAUCAUUUUCGUAUUUGUUAUUAAAAAUGAAAUUAUUUGU